Molecule: messenger RNA, 189 nt
Organism: Strongylus vulgaris
Lineage: Eukaryota; Metazoa; Nematoda; Chromadorea; Rhabditida; Strongylidae
Source: the annotation of a GenBank genome assembly
AUGCCGCGUACCGAUAGGAGCAGUGAUAAGGGAUCGGCGCUGGAUAAUGGACUAGCCAGGACUCCACCUAUGGGAUGGAUGUCGUGGACUGCUUUUAAAUGCGAGAUGAACUGCACCGCUUAUCCAAACGCUUGCAUCAAUGAACAACUUUAUCAGCAGAUGGCUGAUAGAUUAGGCGAGUCAAUGUAA